This is a messenger RNA of Pocillopora meandrina, 1615 nucleotides long. Lineage: Eukaryota; Metazoa; Cnidaria; Anthozoa; Scleractinia; Pocilloporidae. The record is from the annotation of a GenBank genome assembly.
AUGUCUGCAAUAACACGCUUCUUCUCCCAUGUCAAGUCUAGACAAUCGUUCAACUUGCGAUUUUUAAGACAACAUGGUUACGAGCUUCUCGAUGAUUCGCCUCUUGGUGAAGGCUCCUACGCCAAAGUCCGUAAAGCUUACUCUAGAAGAACCAAACUUCACGUUGCUGUUAAAAUAAUAGACCGUAAAAAGGCUCCUGAUGAUUUUUUAGAUAAAUUUCUUCCCCGAGAAUUGAGCAUCAUUCAAAAUCUUGAUCAUCCUCACAUCAUUCGAGUGUAUGAGGUGCUGGAAAUUGCCGACAAAGUGUUUGUAGUUAUGGAUCUCGCCACUGGCGGAGAUUUAUUGGAUUACAUCAAGGAAAAAGGAUGCGUGGAAGAAAAUUUAGCCAAGAAAAUCUUCCUACAAACGUUGCAAGCAGUCAAACAUUGUCAUAAACAUGGUGUACUGCAUCGUGACUUAAAAUGCGAAAACAUUCUCUUGGACGAAGGGAACAACGUGAAGCUCACCGACUUUGGUUUCUCCAGACCAUUUAAAAAGUCAGAAAUUUGCAAGACCUACUGUGGGUCGGCUGCAUAUGCAGCGUACGAGAUUCUAAGAGGCAAGUGUACUUUAUAUUGAGAUUUUAUGAGUACUUACCAUAGUUUUCAUCGUUAAAAUUAGUUUUACAAGAGUUGAUGUACCUUGCUGGAGCCGUACACAGUUUUUGUUAUAUUUUAAGAACGUUUGUAUCCUAAAGGGACAAGUUUGGGCUCUUGUUAUACAAAGUCAGUGAAAUAUAGCUACUUUGUUUGGACACACCCUCGUUAGGUUCCCAACAGACCGCUCUCAAACGUUAGGAACUUCACUGAUUCUUAGGUGCUCUCUCUCCAUAAGCUGUGUUGAUCAGGAAGUUUUCGCUGACUGGUUCACGUCGAAAGUUUGUAAUCACUCACUUUUUUUCAGUAAAUUAUAUUAUGGUUUAAGUCAAGAGAACAGCUCGCCUCAGCAGUUUACCUUCCUUCAGAGUUUUUUGAGAAUAAAAACAAACAUCAGUAGGAGUUUUUCCUUUCAAUAUUAUGUGCUUCUCAUUACAUAUACAGCACUGCUUACGUAGGGUUUCCAGAAGAACGAGGAGUUAGGGGUGAGGGAGUGUAGUCCACGCUGUACAACAAAAGCGUCUUCCAGAGUACUACAGUGCAUUUUUUUUUCUUCAUAUUUCUUUCUUGAAAUGAAGGGGUUUAGUCAUAUGCUGAGGAUGUAUUAUAAUUAUAAUUUAUUAUGUUACAAUUUAUUUUACCCAUAAGGUGUUCCGUAUGACGGUGAAAAAGCUGAUGUGUGGAGUAUGGGAGUGAUAUUGUACACGAUGGUAACGGGUCGGAUGCCAUUUGAUGACUCCGACAUGAAAAUGCUACUGGCACAGAUCAAACGCGGGCCAAGCUUUCAUAAACCGAAACAGCAGAUCACGGAAGACUGCAGAGAUCUCAUAUGUGGCAUGCUCACCUUAGAUUUUAGAUUGCGAAUGAGCAUUGAAGAUAUUGAACGCCACGCAUGGUUUUCAGGUACUUCACGUUCAGAGCAUACUGGGAGCACACAGUCGGCAAGGUUGAGAUCUUCGACAAGCGAGGGCCAGAGUUAA